Molecule: messenger RNA, 2015 nt
Organism: Solea senegalensis (Senegalese sole)
Lineage: Eukaryota; Metazoa; Chordata; Actinopteri; Pleuronectiformes; Soleidae
Gene: gabra6b
Product: gamma-aminobutyric acid type A receptor subunit alpha6b
Exons: 10
Coding region: 415-1848 (477 amino acids)
Biological process (GO): regulation of postsynaptic membrane potential; gamma-aminobutyric acid signaling pathway; nervous system process
Cellular component (GO): dendrite membrane; postsynapse; neuron projection
Molecular function (GO): benzodiazepine receptor activity; GABA-gated chloride ion channel activity; inhibitory extracellular ligand-gated monoatomic ion channel activity
Source: RefSeq, a predicted model, not a curated record
CAGCAUUGAAACAGCCACAAAUAUCCACUGGCUAUAAUAGUCCUGAAUAUAGAGUAUAAUAGCUCCUCGCCGUGCGUCCGUGCGUCGCUAUUUCUAUUCACGGCUUUUCUCUUCAAAAACAAUCUUAAUUGUGCAUAGAAACAGAAACGUUGCUUUUAAACGUCCAUCCCUGCACUUGUUUGUCAAGCGCCCGACGCGGUUAAGGUUCCUGUUAGUGCGCCCCUCGUUCCUCCUCUUCACUCUCUUAAAAAACUCUUCAGGUUUUUCCAACUGAGCGACUCAGGCUGAGGCGGGCGCAACCGCACUAGAGGGGGGAAGUCAAGUCGUGCAGGACUGGCGCGGUAUCCUCGCACGGUUCACAACUCAGAGAAGACCCGACUCGCGCUCAGCCAUGCUUUUAAAUGAUGGUGGAACAUGCUGAUUGUAAAAGUUGAGCAGGGAUUUCUAGUUGUGGGGUGUUUGCGAGGCAUGGCUUUCGUUUUAACUUGCUUAUUCCUGUCAUGUUAUAGUGUCAACAGCGCAUGGGGACACAGUGAUACCAGUAUCUACUUGGAUAACAUCACGCGUAUAUUGGAUAGAUUACUGGACGGCUAUGACAACAGGCUGCGACCUGGAUUUGGAGGUCCAGUUACAGAGGUCAAAACUGACAUCUUUGUCACCAGCUUUGGACCCGUUUCAGAUGUGGAGAUGGAAUACACCAUGGACGUGUUCUUUCGUCAGACAUGGAUUGACGAACGGUUAAAAUUCGAGGGCCCCAUCGAGAUCCUGCGGCUCAACAACCUGAUGGUCAGCAAGAUCUGGACGCCUGACACUUUUUUCCGGAAUGGCAAGAGGUCGAUCUCUCACAACAUGACCACCCCCAACAAGCUGUUUCGCAUCAUGCAAAACGGAACCAUCCUCUACACCAUGAGAUUAACUAUAAAUGCAGAGUGUCCCAUGCGUCUGAUGAACUUCCCGAUGGAUGGCCAUGCCUGCCCGCUCAAGUUUGGGAGUUAUGCAUACCCUAUGAGCGAGAUUGUGUACACGUGGAAGAAAGGACCUCUCUCUUCCGUCGAGGUGCCACAGGAAUCCUCCAGUCUGCUGCAGUAUGACCUGAUCGGUCAAACGGUGUCAAGCGAGAGACUGCAAUCCAAUACAGGUGAAUAUGUGAUCAUGACCGUCCACUUCCACCUACAAAGGAAAAUGGGCUUCUUCCUGAUCCAGACGUACAUUCCCUGCAUCAUGACCGUCAUCCUGGCCCAAGUCUCUUUCUGGAUUAAUAAGGAAUCAGUUCCAGCUCGGACUGUGUUUGGUAUCACCACUGUCUUGACCAUGACGACACUCAGCAUCAGCGCCCGCCACUCCCUGCCCAAAGUCUCGUACGCCACAGCCAUGGAUUGGUUCAUCGCCGUUUGCUUCGCCUUCGUCUUCUCCGCCCUGAUUGAGUUUGCAGCCGUCAACUAUUUCUCCACCCUCCAGGCCAACAGGGAGCUGCGGAAGGCGGCGGCGAUGAAGGCGGCGGCUCAGGAGGCGGCUGCAGCGGCGGCUGCAGGAGCACCCCCACCUGCAGCCACGGGGAACGACGGCGAGGUUUCCUCAACGGAUGCCACUAGUGUGCUGAAGAAGAGGAUGAACUCUGCGCCGGUGUUUGACCGUCCUGCCAAAACAUUCCCCAACCCACCUGUCAAUGCCCAAGCCUUCCUGCAGCAGGGUUCAGCUGUACCGGCCAACAAUGUUCUGACCGGCACCAGCAUCAUCGACAAAUACUCCCGCAUUCUCUUUCCCCUUUCAUUUGGCGCCUUCAACCUGGUCUACUGGAUCGUCUAUCUCACUAAGGACACCAUGGAGAUGUCCAGAGAUACCGUCUGAACCGAGAGUUCAUCGCCCCCGUCUGAGGACACCGCAUUCAUUUCCAUUCAUUCGGACAUAAACAGUUAAUGCCUAACACUAAACAUAAUCCACAUCUGAACCCUAACCUGAACUAUUUUCCUCAGAAAUGAGGUUCUGCCAUGUGGAGAAAGUCAGUGUUUAUACCA